CCUCUUCUUCUUCCGCUAUUAGAUCAAAGUCUCGUGGUUGCUGUCAUCGGAUUUGAGAUGAAAAUCUGACCAAUCAGAACCUAUGACCUUGUCAAAGUUCUCGCCGUGCUGCGUUCAUGGACCCGCCAACAAAUGGAAAUGCGGUCGGAAUCAGUGUCAUGCUCCCUUGAUUAAUACGCCCUGUUGUGAUUGCUUAACAAACUCCUCGGGGGGUUUUUUUGUUUUUUUUACAGGAAAUUGACGCCAUACCGUUACACAAUGCAGACCGUAAAGUGUGUGCUGCUGGGGGACGGGGCUGUGGGUAAAUCAGCCAUGAUCAUCACCUACACCGCAGGCUUCCCUAAGGAGUGGACCCCGUCAGUGAUGGAGAAUUAUAAGGUCAGCGUGACGGUGGAUGGGAACCAGGUGACCCUGGACCUGUGGGACCACAGCGGAUUAUCGGACUAUGACCGGUUGAGACGCCUGUCCUUCCCACAGACGGAUGUGCUCCUGCUUUGCUUUUCCCUCACCAGUCCAUCGUCUUUUGAAAACGUGCGGAGCAAGUGGACCGACGAGGUCAGACAUCACUGCCCGGCGGUGCCGGUCGUCCUGGUGGGCACCAUGUCGGACCUCAGAGACGACAAAGACAGGAUAGAAAAGCUGAAAAAGGAGCAUCUCUCUCCCAUCACCUAUGAUCAGGGCCUGGCCAUGGCUGAAGAAAUAGGUGCAGCAACAUACCUGGAGUGUUCGGCUCUGACUGAGCUCGGCCUUCAGGCGGUGAUCGAGGAAGCCGCCAGGGUGGGCCUGAACGCCAAGCCCGUUAACAAACCGAAGCAAAGCUGCAGCCUGUCAUAAUGCAGACGACGCCUUUUACGUUUUCGUGAUUUUAAAAACAGGGACGCUGUCGCUGAGGCCAGCAGGGUGGAUUAAUGAGAGACGGCGUUCUGGAAUUCCUGAAGUGAAGGAGAGAGAAAUUUAAACCACCCGUUCUUUAUGUUUCCCACAGAUUCUUUCACUCUUUGGUAUUCUACAGUCACUUUUUAUGAAAUGAAAGUAUCACAGUGUGAAUGUGUGGUAAAGCAAUACUAGGCAGACAGCAUUAGGGCCACGUUGAUCAAAAAAAUCUAUAUCAAAUAAAAAUAAAAUCAA
Messenger RNA from Xiphophorus hellerii (green swordtail), 1128 nucleotides. RefSeq names its product ras-related C3 botulinum toxin substrate 1-like. NCBI's taxonomy places the organism in Eukaryota, Metazoa, Chordata, Actinopteri, Cyprinodontiformes, Poeciliidae. The record is from RefSeq and is a predicted model, not a curated record. Bases 259 to 834 code for a protein of 191 amino acids. Gene Ontology annotation, biological process: small GTPase-mediated signal transduction. Gene Ontology annotation, molecular function: GTP binding; GTPase activity. The transcript has 6 exons.